This is a messenger RNA of Rhinocladiella mackenziei CBS 650.93, 441 nucleotides long. RefSeq lists its product as uncharacterized. Bases 1 to 441 code for a protein of 146 amino acids. Lineage: Eukaryota; Fungi; Ascomycota; Eurotiomycetes; Chaetothyriales; Herpotrichiellaceae. The record is from RefSeq and is a predicted model, not a curated record. The transcript has a single exon.
AUGGGAAACGUCGAAGCUAACCGCCAACUGGCCUACAAAACCGUUGAGACAUGGUCGAUCGACGUAGGUGGUGACGUGGAGCCGUUCUUCAAUCUAUUCCACGACGACGCGACAUUCACCACUAUGGCACGGAAAGAUAUGUUUCCUCUUCUCGCUGGUACGCUCAACAAGAAAGGCUUCUGCGACUGGGUUUACAAGGAGACACGUGUCACAGCUACUAAACUCAAGGCCGAGGGGAUUACGGCGGACGAGAACCGACUCGCACUAGAGGCCAGUUCUGAUAUGGUCGUGAAUGGCCAUUCGUACAAGAACAACUAUCAUUGGUUGUUUGAGAUCCGCGACGGCAAGAUCUCGGCACGAUUUUAUCUAGACACGCUGUUUGCGAAGAAAGCAGUAGAGUGGGUGGAGGAGGCUGAGGCGGCGACAAAAGCGAACAAGUAG